AUGUCGUUCUUCGGGUUUGAUACAACCCUGCCCAGGGACAAAUCUGGAGGUGCGAACAACAAGGGCAUCUUUGAGCACACGAAUCCAUUCAGCGAAGUAGCCAAAGCUCGCAAAUUACAAGCCUUCCAAAACAAGGAGGAAGAUGUCCUUGACUUCGAUGAUACCUACGAUGGUCUCGGCGACCGACUGGAAGAAGCUGGCGAUGAUCUGAACGAUGACACCUUUGGUGGAGGUGCCGAGGGCACCAACGACCGAGGCGGGAUAGGAAAAGAUUUUGAUUUCUUCGGCAACACUGCGCAAGUAUCCAAUGUCAUCGAGGAAGAGGCUAUGCGGUUUAAUCUACAACAUACUCCUCGAGAGGCUGCGCCCGCUCAACCGCCCAAGCCAAAGAAGACUGGCUACGAGAAGUAUCAAGAUCCAGGUUACAUUCCGGAGAUCCAAGCCAAGUCAAGUGCUUGGACACAAGCUCAGGCACAGGCCCAGGCACAGGCGAGCCAGCCUGAAGCAUUCCGCGUUAAUACAGCAAGAUUCGCAGCUCCCGCUCCAGCACAAUCUCACCCUCAAACGAUGGCACCACCGUCUGGAACGAAGAUGAUGAGUUUGGAAGAAGUCGAAGCUGCUCUCCUCGCUCAAGGGCAGGCGGCUCAGGCAGCUCAGGCAGCUCAAGCAAUGCACUCACCGUUCCCUCAGCCUCAAGGGUACCCAUUUCCUGUCCAGCAGAUGCGGCCUCCUCAGCCGUACCCGCCCAUACAGCCGCCCAUGCAGCCGCCAAUGCAGCCACCGAUUAUGCCAAUGGGUCAUCAACAAGGCCCCCCGCCACCGCGUGCGGGUAGUCCUCGACGACACAACCGCAUGCCUUCGCAGCCUGUUCAGCCCGUGCAGCCCGUGCAGCCAUCGCAACUCCGACCUGCUCAACCGCCUCUGCAAAUUCUCCAGAAUCCCAACCGACCUCGUCACUCGCCGCAGCCCAGCGUCGACCGAGCUCAAGGAAUGCCACCAUAUGGCCCACCACCAGGCGUAUCUCAUCCUCAACUCAUGGACUUGUCCGACGAACAGCGUCGGGCUUACCUGGAGGAAGAUGCGAAGAGAGCCAAACGGAAUCAUAAGAUCUUCAUGCUAUCCAAGGGGAACGGGUUGAUGACCCCACAGGACAAAAACUUCAUCACCCGCAUCCAACUGCAACAGCUUGUCACCGCCACUGGAACGUCGGCCGACCCGAACCCCGAAGCUGCUUUGACCGAGGACUUUUACUACCAGGUGUAUAGUCAAAUCCGGGGAGCUCCAAGGCAACAUCCUACGCAACCUUUGGGACAUUUUGCACAGACCUAUCUGUUCCAAACCGGUAGUCGCACAGGCGGUGGAAGAAGACAGCAUGCCAAUGGUGACAAUCACAUGCAGAGAAUGCAACAGCAGGUCCAGCGGGCUGUCGAGGCUGCCAAACUCAAGCCCAAGAACAAGCAACUCAUCAUUGAGGGGAGCUUGGGCAAGAUUUCCUUCAGCAAUGCAAAGACGCCGAAACCGCUCCUGAACAUCAAGCGCCAAGAGAGCUCCGACGCUCGGCCGGCAACCGCCAAGAAGGAGGUCAGUGCCAGCGACCGCAAGACCAUCCUGAAGAAUAUUGAGGCGGUCUAUACCACUUUGAUGCGCCUCGAGGAUCAUGAGCGGACGAUGCCCCCACCUCCGACUGAAGGUGACGCCGAUUCCAUUCAAGCCCAUCUGGACUGGCGGCAGAAGAUGCAAGAACUGAACUCGACGCUGUGGCAGGAGCUGAAGGUUCUUGAUCCCAUCGUUCCCGGAGCGGCGGUCCCCCACCCGUUCAUCGCUUUUCUCUCCUUCGCGAAAGGCAAGAAGGCUAUGCCUCGCAUCUUCCGUCUGAUAGACCAGGAGCAACGGUUGACCAUUUUGACCAUGAUCGUGGUUCAUCUUGACCAACUCGAUGUGACCAAGGAUGCUCGCCUGGCGCCCGGAGAGACCCAACCACCUCCAGCGGUGCGCGAAGAGAUCGAGCUUUUCUCUCAAGCGGUCAUGCCGUGUCUGUUGCAAUAUGUCAACGAAGCUCCCAUCAACAUUGUGAUUGGAUUGCUUGGGUUGUUGAUCGACCAGACCAACAUGGCAACGGUCGCGAUGACGAAGAUUGGGCUGGGCAUGAUGACGAUGCUGUUGACGCGUGCCGAACUCCUCAAAGAAUCUGGCGCGGUGUCUGACCCGGAGUGGCAACAAUGGACAUCGUUAUAUAACCGUCUCUUCGAUCUGUUGGAGCCUCUUCUGGGCUCGCUCUUCCCGGGCCCGGUGAACUCUGGAGACGACAUGUAUAUCUGGCAAUUCUUGGCCACGAUUGGUAUUGGGGCCAGUCCUGAGCAACAGCAAAGGCUGGUGAUUGGAGUCAAGGACCGGGUCAUGGAGACGGUGCAACAAAGCAAGACGUUACCUCCGGAGAUGGCCAGUGUGCGCCUGGGCAACGUCAACUUGUUCAUGAGAGCCAUUGGUCUCGACGUGGAAAUGCUGGGCUAG
Molecule: messenger RNA, 2511 nt
Organism: Capronia coronata CBS 617.96
Lineage: Eukaryota; Fungi; Ascomycota; Eurotiomycetes; Chaetothyriales; Herpotrichiellaceae
Exons: 3
Coding region: 1-2511 (836 amino acids)
Biological process (GO): P-body assembly; deadenylation-dependent decapping of nuclear-transcribed mRNA
Cellular component (GO): P-body
Molecular function (GO): RNA binding
Source: RefSeq, a predicted model, not a curated record